GUGGGAAUGAUGGAUUUUGCUUUAUGUAUCUCAAUAUAUCCUUCUUUCUUCUUUCCUUCUUUCCUCUCCAGGUUACCUGUGCGAAUUUAACGAAUGGAGGAAAAACAGAACUUCUAAAAUCAGGAAGCUCCAAAUCCACACUAAAGCAUAUAUGGACAGAAAGUAGCAAAGACUUGUCCAUCAGCCGACUGCUGUCACAGACUUUUCGUGGAAAGGAAAACGAUACAGAUUUGGACCUGCGUUAUGACGCCCCAGAAACUUACUCUGAGCAAGAUCUCUGGGACUGGCUGAGGAACUCCACAGACUUGCAAGAGCCUCGGCCCAGAGCAAAGAGACGGCCCAUUGUCAAGACUGGGAAAUUUAAGAAAAUGUUUGGCUGGGGUGAUUUUCAUUCCAACAUCAAGACUGUGAAGCUGAAUCUGUUAAUAACGGGGAAAAUUGUUGACCAUGGCAAUGGGACGUUUAGUGUUUACUUCAGGCAUAACUCCACUGGUCAAGGGAAUGUAUCUGUGAGCCUAGUGCCCCCUACAAAAAUAGUGGAAUUUGACUUGGCACAACAGACAGUGAUUGAUGCCAAAGAUUCCAAGUCCUUUAACUGUCGGAUCGAGUACGAGAAGGUUGACAAGGCUACCAAGAACACGCUCUGCAACUAUGACCCUUCAAAAACCUGUUAUCAGGAGCAGACCCAGAGCCACGUGUCAUGGCUCUGCUCCAAGCCCUUUAAAGUAAUCUGUAUUUACAUUUCCUUUUAUAGUACAGAUUAUAAACUAGUACAGAAGGUGUGUCCUGAUUACAACUACCACAGUGACACACCCUACUUUCCAUCAGGGUGAGGACCAACACGUGUCUGAGACUGAAGCCUGGGGAAUAAAAGAGGUCGUGUGACGGGGCUGUAACCUCAAGGAGGAAGGCCACAUCUAUUGCCUGGAAUGUGUCUACCUGCUGCUGCUGAUGUCAAAUGGCUGCAAAUAUGUUAGUGGAAAACAAUCUAAUGUAAUUUUUGCCCAGUCAGCUCCAUGUAUCAAUCUAGUUGUAAAUCACUCUGGAUUUGAAAUAAAACCAUGCACAUACACAGAGACGCACACUCUUUUCAGCUCACACCUACUGAGAUUCCUGUUAAGAGAGCUUUCAUUGUCUGAUAUCUAAGGUUUCAGGAUAAACUAUCAUCAAGCAUAAUGGAUUAACUAGACAGAGAACGGUUUCUAACGCAGACUGUUACGGAAAUCUCUUUGAAAGUCCUUUGAGUACACGCCAAUCAAUAACCCCCACUCAUGCAUUCUACUGCUUGGAGUAGCUGUACUGGUAAAUAAUACUGUAGGAGUAAAUACUUGUUAAAAUGGGACAAAUGUGUGUCUAGAGUUCAGUAUUCCUUAUUAUAUGAGCACAGCAAAGCAUUGUGACUUUUUUUCCAGCAUACAGUAGGCACAUUCGAGGUGGUGUUAGGUGGCUCUUUUUCCAUGGAGCAAGCCUGUUACUAGUAAAGAUGGGCAAGCAUUUGGAAUUUACAUGUGGGGCAGACAUUCUGGUUUCAUGUUUCUCUGACUGUUUAAGCUCUGAUUCUUUUAAACCUGGUUGAGUUUAGGCCAGCUAAGCUACUUGAAAACUCUCCAACUGAUCUCUAAGGAGGAAAAUGCCUGGCGGAGAACAUGUAAGUUAUAAGUGGCUGUCUUAUCUUUAUUACAAAAUAUUGUAACAAAUUCAAUAUCCUAGUCUUCAUUUGUAUGAAUGGUUUGUAUUGUACAUAAUUUAACCGGUGUUAUUUGAGCUGCUUAUUAAUAUUAACUUGUAAUUGUCUCUCUGCUUGUUAUUGGUUAAAAACAAUCAAGGAAAUGAGGAAUCCAUUUUAUCAAUGUAGCUGUAAACUCCAUUAAAAGACAGAACUAUGUACAAAGCAUUUAUUCAGCUUAAGUAUCGUUGAAAGCUAUACAUAUACAACAUUACAGUCUGUCUGUAUUUAGAUAUUUUAUUUCCAGAGGAAAAAAAUGAACUGUACAUAAAAAUAAAAAAUCUUAAAGUUGAGUUUCAA
Messenger RNA from Apaloderma vittatum (bar-tailed trogon), 2026 nucleotides. It is a transcript of the gene NXPH1, whose product is annotated as neurexophilin 1. The transcript has a single exon. Gene Ontology annotation, molecular function: signaling receptor binding. Lineage: Eukaryota; Metazoa; Chordata; Aves; Trogoniformes; Trogonidae. The record is from RefSeq and is a predicted model, not a curated record. The annotation marks the transcript as partial.